UGGCAGGAUCACACACAAUGAAGAAGAGGAAUAGGACGAAUCCUUGAAGCGCAGCCGUAAUGCAAAAAAGAUAAGAAAAUAUCAAUCCAGCCCCCAUUUUGGCAAAAACACCAAAGAGCCAGGUGAUACCAAUGUCCAUACAAUUCUUCAUUAUGAGGCGUCUGGCCUUCAUCACGGGCAUCCUGCUCAUCCUGACGUUAUUGAACAAUCCGUCAAACGGGCUGGCCAAGGUAAAACGGAGCGUCGAUCUCAAUGACGUGUAUCAGUACCAAUCACGGCAAAAUCGAUUGCCCAAGGGAUUACGACCAACCAGCUAUCGACUGGAAAUUGAACCGUCGAUAUACGAAGCCAAGUUCAAAGGACGUGUCAGAAUUAAUAUCACUUGGACUGAUACCAGUGACAGAAUAAUUCUAAAUGCUCAUCCCGACCUGGCAAUAGAUGGUUCAGGGAUUAAAGUUAAGGAAUUAGGUGUUGAUGAAAGAAAAGACAUCAUCACACCGGCUACUGGAAUAAAUGUGGCUGGAACUACACACAACGCUAAGAAAUCGUGGUACGUCAUAGAAUUGGAGCAAAUGUUGAGAAAUGGAACUAAAUGUGAAAUAGACAUGAAGUUCACUGGUAACAUCACGACAAAUAAAACUUCAGGUCUCUUCAGACGAGAAUACGUCGAUUCCGCUGGAAAGAGUCACAUGGUACUCGGUACAUAUUUUCGUCUUGACAAUGCCCAAAACAUGUUUCCAUGCUUCGACGAACCACCGUACAAAACUAAAUAUCAGCUUAGUGUCUUGAGACCGAAAAAUAUGACGGCUCUAUCGAACACAGAACUUGACAGAAGUACAGAUGCUCCCGGUAAGCCAGACUUCGUCUGGGACCAUUUCAAGGAAACGCCAGAAAUGUCAACGUUCCAAUUGGCACUGGCUAUCACGGAUUUCGAGAGCAUCAGUCCAACGAAGAUGGUCAAUGAGAUGAACGGUACAAGAUUGAACGUUAAAAUCUGGGCUCGUAAGGAAUACAUCGAUUCGUUGAAAAACGUGCCGGAUAAGGUGGUGGAAAUAAUAAAUUAUCUGCAAGAUUAUUUCAAUUGCUCGAUCGGUCUUCCUAAGCUUGACCUAAUGGCCAUGCCAUUUUAUACUGCUACCAAAUCAUCUGACAACUGGGGUCUCAUGUUCUUUAAAGAGAGCGAACUGAGCGGUCAUCAAUUAUGGAACAUUGCUUAUGAAUUAAUUUAUCAAUGGAUUGGCCAAUACAGGACGCCAUUCCGUUGGAGCGACGUCCCAGUCAAUAAAGCAUUAAAUUCUUUCUUGGCGUCCAUGACCACAGUCGACAUCAAUCCAGACGAAAUGAAUGGAAAGUGGCCAAUGACUGUCCUCUAUUCUCUCUACUACGAGUUUGGAAAAGUUUUUCCAUUCUCGAGAGUCGCCGGAAUACGCGAGGAGGCAAAAUCUGCCAAAACCGAGCUAAUCUUUCGGAUGUUCAGCUACACGCUCGGGAAGGAUCUCUUCCGCAAAGGGGUGCGACGAUUCGUUCAGCAAGAGAACCAGGAACAGUCGGAAGAGUACUCGACUAAUCGUUACUGGCUAAGUUUAAUUAGGACUCCAAGGAUCUUCUUUGCUGAUGAUAUAUACAGCAGACUUAACGAUGUAGCCAACGAGACCAACAAUCUACCGGAAGGACUCACCAUCAAUGAAAUUGCAGCGCCUUGGAUUGGAAGAAAUAGAGUACCGUUGGUUACUGUGACACGUGAUUACGAAGCCGGAACUAUGAUGUUCAGUCAGAAAGUCUUUCUGCGAGAAACAUCUUCCCGUGUUGUAGCAAAAUCAAAUUACGAAUGGGACAUACCUAUAGUGAUGCUUCCUCAGGAUAACCUCAAUUUUAGUAACACAAAACCUGUCGCUUGGAUGACCAAAGGAAAUGGCAACUUGACGAUACAUGACAUCACUGACAAGAAUUCUUUCAUCAUUGUGAAUCCUGAAGAGAUUGGCAUGUUUCCGGUGAAUUAUGAUUCCUGCAACUGGAAGAUGCUGGCGGAGUUUCUGCAAGGACCAAAUCGCCAGAUGAUUCCCGUUUUGACAAGAGCAAAAUUACUUCACGACGCUUGGAAUCUCGCUUACGGCGGGGAAUUGUGCUUUGAAACUGCAUUGAACAUGACACAUUUUUUGAAAAAUGAGAGAAGUCACGUGGUGUGGGAACCAUUGUUCACGCUGAUCGAUCACGUCGGAAGACGCAUCGAAGGUGUUAGCGACGUUUAUGCUAAGUUUGAAGUAUAUAUUCGCAGCUUACUGGAACCACUUUAUGAAUAUCUUUUGGAAAGUUCGAAAAGUUAUCGCGAAGAACCGUCUUGGAUGAUUCAUAUGAAAGGUUUGACGAAGAAUUUCUUGUGUCGCGUUGGAUAUCAGUCCUGCAUACAGGAAGCACGUGAACAAUUCAAAAAAUGGAUGGACAGUGAGGAGCCAGAUAAAGGAAAUCCGGUUAGCAACGAGUUUAUCUGUCCAGUCUUCAAAUGGGGCACAAAGGAAGAAUGGGAAUUUGGUCUUCAACGUGUCAUCAAUUUCCCUAAAAAUUCCUUGGAGCGGAAACAAAGUGAACGAACGUACCUCCUAAAGACAUUAGCAGGAUGUACCAGAGAUCUGUUAAGCAUUGAAAAACUUUUAAACAUGACAUUACUAGAGGAAAACUCGCAUUUUACAAACUCUGAUAUUCAGUUGGUCCUAAGCAUGCUGACCGGAAGUGCAGGUGGUUACCUCACUCUAUAUCAUUUCCUUAAACAAAAUUGGAACGUUCUAAAAGAGAGAUACAAGGACGAUAAACAUUUAUGGGAUGGAAUCGUUAGUUCUGCUACUUCAAACUUUAAUACUCAAGAAGGUUACGAUUUGGUUUCUGGACUCCACUGCUUAUCUAAGCAAAGCGGGUUGGACAGCGCCAAUUGGAUAAUUGAGGAUGCAUUAAAAAAUAUUUUAGAGGAAACGAAGUGGAACGAGAAGAAUUUAAAGGUUAUCAAUUCCUGGCUUACGGACAAUUUGUCCAAAGAUUUAUUGGACUCUAUCGAUGCCGCUAAUAUUUCUCAUACUAUUGACAAUCCUCAUUACCCCUUAGUAAUCCUUAGUACUCCUACUCCAUGUAUCACUACUAUACAACCGAUUGGUGGUUAAAAAUAUAUUUAAUCGAUGUCAGGUCAAAAAUUUUUAUAUAAUAAUAUAUACGAAAAAAAAAGAAUAAGAAUUGAAAUGAAAAAGUCGAUUAAUUAUAUGCUGUUGUAAUUGUACACUAAUAGAAAAUAAGAAUGAAAACCAUGUCGAUACUUGAUCGAUUAUUUCAAUUUGAUGUCUAUGUCAGUGAGGAUAUUUUUUAUAAGGAAUUUUAUUAAAAAUCAAUGAAAAGCUA
This is a messenger RNA of Cephus cinctus (wheat stem sawfly), 3381 nucleotides long. RefSeq names its product aminopeptidase N. Gene Ontology annotation, cellular component: cytoplasm. Lineage: Eukaryota; Metazoa; Arthropoda; Insecta; Hymenoptera; Cephidae. The coding region runs from base 132 to 3149 and encodes 1005 amino acids. Gene Ontology annotation, molecular function: zinc ion binding; metalloaminopeptidase activity; peptide binding. Gene Ontology annotation, biological process: proteolysis; peptide catabolic process. The transcript has 15 exons. The record is from RefSeq and is a predicted model, not a curated record.